Molecule: messenger RNA, 678 nt
Organism: Puma concolor (puma)
Lineage: Eukaryota; Metazoa; Chordata; Mammalia; Carnivora; Felidae
Source: RefSeq, a predicted model, not a curated record
AUGACAGAACCCGAGACCCUGGCCCUGCUGGAGGUGAAGGGGUCUGAGGCCCCGGAGAAGAGCCCGCCCCAGGCCUUGGUCCCCAACGGCCGGCAGCCGGAAGGGGAAGGUGGGGCUGAGUCCUGUGGAGCCGAGUCCUCCAGGGCAGGGUCUUCUGCUGGGUCUCCCACAGCCGAAGAGGGGACUGAGGAUGGUCUCGACAGCACGGUAAGCGAAGCUGCCACCCUGCCCUGGGGGACUGGCCCUCAGCCCAGUGCCCCAUUCCCAGACCCCCCCGGAUGGCGGGACAUCGAGCCCGAGCCCCUCCGCUCAGAGCCACCCACCAAGCUAGAGGAGUUGUCCGAAGAUGAUGCCAACCUGCUGCCCGAGAAGGCGGCCCGGGCCUUUGUGCCCAUCGACCUGCAGUGCAUCGAGCGGCGGCCCCAGGAGGACCUGGUUGUGCGCUGCGAGGCGGGUGAAGGCGAGCUGAUAUACUGGCUGACCUUCGCCGUGGGCCGCUCCUUCCGAGGCUUCGGCUACGGCCUCACGUUCCUGCCCCUGCUGUCCAUGCUGGUGUGGAACCUGUACUACAUGUUCGUGGUGGAGCCCGAGCGCAUGCUCACCGCGGCCGAGAGCCGCCUCGACUACCCUGACCACGCCCGCUCGGCCUCGGACCACAGGCUCCGGCCCUGGGGCUGA